GAGGAUUCGGUUGUAAAAAGCGGUUAGCUCCUCCACGGGUCUUAUUUAGAAGGGAUACACAAUAUAUUCUUUCAGUUGAAUUAAAUGAUAUAUCUUCGGUGUGGUAUACGGUUCGAAUAGAAGAAUGUGAUUAUUCAAUCGGGGGUACGGUGUGGUACAAUAAAGUGUUUUUUGAUUUUGCAUGGUCGAUUAAACAAUAAUUUUGCUGUAAUAACAUUCGGCGCUUGUAACGACUUUUCAAUAGACUUUCACUAAGUGAAACAUGCAAAUUUCGGAUAAUGUGAUUCCAAAAAUAUUGUGCUAAUGGUAACGGUAGUUAAAUGUUUUUUCGGUUCUGCGGUUUGAUUCAGGAUUGUGGUCAUAAACAGGAACUCAAUGUAUACGCGAAAUAACGGUAGAAGAAUGUGUGCACAGUAGAACGGAAAGGAUUUUUGGUGAUUAAAUUUUGCUGGAUGGUGAGCUCGAAUUCGAAUAUCACGAACGAAUAAGAUUUUGUGAUUAUCCUCCCGACUGGUCUGGAUUACACUAAAAAUAAUUAAGUGAUUUGAAUAAUUCCAUAAAUUACAUUAUUAAUGCCUUUGAAAUGGCAUUUAUAGGUUUUUGUGUUUCAUAUUAACGUUAAAUUGUUCAAUUAUAAUGACAAUGUAAAUAAAAAUAAAAAAAAUUAAAUUUCGGACAUGUUUUCAUUUUGGUGAAGUGAAGUUAAAUAUUGAACUGAUCUGUAAUCUGAAAAUGUUUUUCAAUUUAUGGCUAUAGAUUUAAACGUACAUUUGGAAACAAGUGACAAUGAAUAUUAUAAUUAUUUUGUGUUUAAUGGAUUUUUUCCUAUUGAAAGAAGCCAUCAGCGUACGACUUGUGAAAGUUGUGGUGCCCGCGUACGAACUACAUGGCAAUUUUGCAAUGCUUGAAUGCCAAUAUGAGUUAAAUAACAGCGACAAUAGACACAGCAAAUCUUCCAAAUAUCAUUUUCCGUAUGACAGCAAUGAACAAAGUGACGAGGGCGAGACACUUUAUUCAGUCAAAUGGUACAAAGAUAAUGAAGAAUUCUACAGAUACGUACCGAAAGCUAAUCCACCACAACAUAGUUAUAGAGUAGAUGGCAUCAAAGUUGAUCACGAAGCAUCAAAUAACGUUAAGGUUAAGCUGAAACGAGUAACACUUAAAUCAAGUGGAUUGUAUAGAUGUGAGGUAUCUGCAGAAGCACCGAAUUUCUCGUCUGCGGAAGGUGAAGGAAGGAUGGAAGUAAUAUACUUACCUAAGGAUGGUCCCGAGAUUACAGGCGAAGAAAUUCAAUAUCAAAUUGGAGAUGUUUUGAAUCUAAAUUGCACAUCUGGCAAGGCCCAUCCUGCACCACUAGUAGAGUGGUUAAUAAACGAUGAUGCGGUGACAGAGGACUUGUUAGUCCAUUAUCCGGUGAUAACUCAUCAGCAUGGCUUGUUGACGAAAAUACUUGGCCUCCAAUUGGUAGUAGACGGACGUCAUUUUAAAAAUGGUGAAAUGCGCAUUAAAUGCGUUGCAAGCGUAUCGCCGGUGCUAUGGCAAAACGGAAAGGAAAGUAUAGUUCAGAGGCGACCGCAAACUUUGGAAAACAGACAGGCUGAAUUAUUGGUGAGAAGUUCAUCAUGCAGACUUUUCAGCAAUAGUUUGAUUACAUCAUUAAUCAUCAUUAAUGUUAUAGUCAUUUUUAUGUGAAAGGAAUAUUUAUCAUAAAACAAAAACUUAUUUUGUAGUGUGACUGUAAGUAUGUAAAUAUUUAUUAUUUUUAUUUACUCGUAGCAUAAAUAUUUAUAAGGAAAAAGUUAGUUUUAAGAUUUUAAAUAAACGUAUAACAAAAAGAAGAAGAAGAAAUACAACAAUCAUUUUUAUUCGAAGUUAUAAAUGUAGGAAAAGGUAAAACUGUAUGAUGGUUGGUUUAUAUUCUUUUCGUUUUUUUAUUUUUAUUUCGAAAAGUUUUCAUAUUUUCUUUUUGUUUUUUUCUACUUCUUUCUUUAAACUUUUUUCUUGUCUAGAACUUCUUCAAUAAAUCACUGGUCAUGCAGCUAAUCUCUAAGUGAGUGAAUGUACGUUUUUAUUUUACGUUCGUUGAUAAUUUUGUAGUUCUAAAAGUUAAGUACAUAAAUGACAGCUGCAUAGGUGCUAAAUUAGGGACACAUUUUAUCGACGACGAUGAUGAUGAUGUAGUUGGGGGCGAAGAAAAUUGGAUUCGGGUAAAAGAAUUUUUUCUGGGUAACAAAUUGGGAAAAUGUAAAUUAAAUACGAUACGAAGUUUACGGUUGGCAUGACUUUAUUGGUCUCGAAAUCUUAACACACAGUUCAAGAAAGCUUUGAAUGUCAAGUGUUGUAGGGGUGUGGGUAUAUGCAUUCAAUACUGAAUAUUAUUUGUUUUAUUAUUUGGUCUCAGAAGUUACCUUUAGGUAUUCACAGUCAGUAGAACAUUACAUCAAAUCAAAAUGCUUAAGUAACUUGACGGCCGGUUGCCUUCUCGGAUUCUAAAAUUUUGAACUAAGAGGUUGGUAUCAAAAAACUGAGUUCCAGUACCUAACAACGUAUCUGACAGUAUUUUUCAACUUGACAACCAUGAAUUAGUAGAAUUUUGUGGAGACAGCUCAUUGGAAUGGGCUGGUGUCAAGUUAUAAACUGAGAAGUGGUCAUCCUGUUUCCACAUUGAAAAUGUUCCUCUGUUUUCACAAAUUCCGAACUUUUUGAAUUUUUUCCAUUUCUCCAUCAAUUUUGUUAAAUU
This is a messenger RNA of Bradysia coprophila, 2740 nucleotides long. It is a transcript of the gene beat-IV, whose product is annotated as beaten path IV. The record is from RefSeq and is a predicted model, not a curated record. NCBI's taxonomy places the organism in Eukaryota, Metazoa, Arthropoda, Insecta, Diptera, Sciaridae.